AUGCUACAGACUACAGAGACCAAGCCUCCUCCGCGGCGCAAGUCCUGCGAGGCAUGCAAAACAGCCAAAAGGCGCUGCGAUUUGGCAUUCCCAGCAUGCUCGCGGUGUAUGCAAAGGAAUAUCCAAUGCAUGUACCCCGGCAGACUGCCCCAACCCUACUCCGAGAUAAUCGAUAACACCUCCCUCACGGAUAAUUACGGGAUCUUUGACGGUACUAUGACCCCAUAUCCAUCCGACGCCGAUCUCAUGGCGGUGAUCAACAUGGGCUCGAUACAACCUGUCGUGGUCCAUUCGCCGUUUCGGUAUAUCACAAUACUCCCUCCAGACCAACGCGUCGAUUUAUUUGAAAAUUCUCCACCAUUACAUGGCUUUGAAUUGGCCAUGCCACGAACAAACCCACCAAAGCCUCUGUCUGGCAUCUUUGCCAAUCGGAUUCAAUUCGCGGUUGAUGUACUCAAGGAUAUUCCCAAAAUGAUGGUCACUGAAACACAGACUCCAUGGUGUCAUCGCCAGCUCUAUAAAAAUAACAUGCCGAAAGAAAUGCAAGGUAAGUGCAACCGCUCCGAAUUGAACGUCCUCAAAGGCAUACCACUCACAAUGUUUUAG
Penicillium arizonense is the source of this 606-nucleotide messenger RNA. Its product is annotated as Zn(II)2Cys6 transcription factor domain-containing protein. Lineage: Eukaryota; Fungi; Ascomycota; Eurotiomycetes; Eurotiales; Aspergillaceae. The transcript has a single exon. The coding region runs from base 1 to 606 and encodes 201 amino acids. The record is from RefSeq and is a predicted model, not a curated record. Gene Ontology annotation, molecular function: DNA-binding transcription factor activity, RNA polymerase II-specific; zinc ion binding. Gene Ontology annotation, biological process: regulation of DNA-templated transcription.